Molecule: messenger RNA, 2099 nt
Organism: Rhagoletis zephyria (snowberry fruit fly)
Lineage: Eukaryota; Metazoa; Arthropoda; Insecta; Diptera; Tephritidae
Gene: cysu
Product: peroxidase homolog
Biological process (GO): response to oxidative stress
Molecular function (GO): heme binding; peroxidase activity
Source: RefSeq, a predicted model, not a curated record
AUGAGAAACCCCUACACAACAGAUAGCACGUGCAUUACCUAUGAUGCAGUGAAUGCCGCCUAUUUGGAUGCGCGAAAACGAAUACAUGUGGCGCAACCGAAGGGCGAUUGGAAGGCGGAUGAAUUGGCUACGGUCGGUGAAUUGCUACUAGAUAUUUCUAUCCAGUUAGCAAGGACUUACGGUCUGUCAUACGAGGAAAUCGAAAAGGGGCUACCCACUAUCGACACAUCGAAAACACUUAUACGCGACGUGUGUCCGCCCUUCUUUGCCGGCGUGGAGUGCCGUCCUGGCAAGUAUCGGCGCUUCGAUGGCCUUUGCAACAACAUCGACCAUCCCACAUGGGGCGCUGUAAUGUCACCAUUCCAACGCCUUGUCGGCCCACUCUAUUCGGAUGGCAUAAAUGCGCCACGCAUCUCAGUCACAGGCCAUGAUCUGCCCAUUUCGCGUGUUGUCUCGCGUACAAUGCAUCCCGAUGAUGGUUAUCACGAUCACGCUGGCACUGUUAUGGUUAUUGCUUGGGGUCAAUUUAUGGACCACGAUUUUACACUAACCGGAACGCCGUUGGAUCCCAUUAAUCGCAAUGAUCCGGAAGAGUGCUGCAAACGCCCUCUGCAUCUAAAGCAUCCGUACUGUAAUGAAAUUCGUGUGCCAGACGAUGAUUAUUUCUAUCGACUUUUCAACGUGAAGUGUAUAGAUUUUGUGCGGGGUUUUCCUUCCCCACGACCAGGUUGCCGAUUGGGUUCCCGCCAACAAUUCAACACACUCACCGGUGUUAUUGACGCCAACACUGUUUACGGUAUCAGUGAGAAAUUUUCCCGAAAACUUCGCACCGGCUAUGGUGGCCUGUUGCGCAUGAAUCCCGUCUUUCAAGAGUACGGACUCAAAGACUUGUUGCCACUGAAACUCGAUAUACCCGAUGAAGGUUGCACGCGUCCGAAUAAGAGCAUGUUCUGUUUCGAAGCUGGCGAGAUACGAGUGAACGAACAAUUGGUGCUGACCUGCAUGCAUACGCUUAUGGCGCGCGAACACAAUCGCGUAGCGUCAGCAUUGGGACAGAUCAACAAGCAUUGGGAUGAUGAAACCCUAUUCCAAGAGGCGCGUCGCAUCAACAUCGCUAUCGUGCAACAUGUGACAUUCAAUGAGUUCUUGCCCAUAUUGUUGGGCAAAGAAGUGAUGGAUAAAUUCGGUUUGGUGCUGCAGAAAGAUGGCUACUGGGAUGGCUAUGAUCAUAAAGUGAAUCCUGGUAUUAUUGAUGCUUUCGCUGGUGCUGCGUUCCGUUUCGGACACUCGUUGCUACCCACCGCCGUGGAGCGUUGGUCAAAGGCGCACAAAUUUAUCGCCUCGAAACGUUUGUCGGAUCUAAUUCGUCGGCCGUAUGAUUUGUAUCGCGCUGGAGUGUUGGAUGAAUACUUUAUGGGCUUGAUGAAUCAAGUGGCGCAGGCGAUGGAUGAUUCCAUAACGCAGGAGGUGACCAACCAUUUGUUCAAGAAGGAGGGAGCGCGCUAUGGCUUGGAUUUGGUAGCAUUCAAUAUGCAGCGCGGUCGUGAGUUCGGCCUGCCUGGCUAUAUGGAGUUUAGAAAGUUUUGCGGUCUGCCCACUUCGACGUCAUGGGAGGAAAUGUUCGGUUCAAUGCCAAACGAUACAAUUCUGCGCUACGAGAGUAUCUUCGAGCAUCCAGCUGAUAUUGAUCUUUGGUCAGGUGGCGUUUCAGAGAAGCCCCUACCGGGCUCAAUGUUAGGACCAACCUUCGCUUGCGUUAUUGCCACACAAAUGAGUUAUGUGCGGCGCGGUGACCGCUUCUGGUAUGAGUUGCCUAAUCAGCCUUCAUCGUUCACACCUGAGCAGCUGCAAGAGCUGAGGAAGGCGAAGCUAUCACGCUUGAUUUGUGACAACACCGAUCUUAUAGAUACUAUACAAAUUUAUCCGAUGGUGUUGCCGGAUCAUGAAAUUAACCCACGAGUGCCAUGCAAGAGUGGUAUCAUUCCAUCAAUAGAUCUGACGAAGUGGGCCGAUUACUCAAGUCCCGAUAUAUCACAUCCAGUUUAUAACUUCAUCAACGAAAUACCUGACACAUUAUUAAACUUCAAGAAGUAACAGGA